UAGCGGGCACCCGUGAUGCAAUAUAUAUACUCAGCCUUCAGAAGAAAAGCUUGCAGUUUGCCGAGUAAGACCAAGGUGUACGUAACGUGUCUUGGAGCAGCGGCCGCCAGUGUUACAUAUAGAUAUAAUACAAACAGUAUAAAAGAAAAGAAAGUGCAAAGUAAACUAAAGCUAUUCGAGAGUGCAUCAUCCACAAUGGAUAAAUUGAUUUACGCCACAGUCGUCCUCGUUCACCUGUGCUCACCUGGACUGACCAAGGAGACCACGUCCCACGGAGCGCUUCAGAUGUUCAGCUCCGUCAACGCCCCCGCCAAACAGGGCGAGAGUGAGGGCGUGCGGCGCCUCGUCUCGGUGACUAACGGGGAGCUGGCGAUGCCCUUCCGGGAGUGCGGGUACGUCUUGUGCAACGUCUCGGAUGCUUUCACCAACGAGACCACGCACCUCUGGGAUUACUACGUCGACUGGGAGCUCCCCGCCGCGGCGCAGGCCAGCGGGAGCGUGUUCGUGCUGGCCAACAGGUUCCAGAUGCCCCGCUCGUACCUGGUCUUCACGGGCUUCACCGCGGACUUCGCCGGCGACUACAAGUGCGUCCUUAACUUCCGUCUGGAGCCCGUGUCCUCCGUCAGCCUCAGCCUCAGCCUGGCCGAGGGCACCGCGCUGAGGGACUGCAGCAAUGUGCCCGCCUGAGCACGGGUCGCGGGGCGGCGAGUCGCUCCCAGCGGAGGACUCGCUCUCAGCGUCAGGAGAGGAUUGCAAAGACAGCGCCUGUCAGUGUGUGAAACGCUGAGGCCAGUGAGACACUUUUCUACUUUAUAGACUGUGAUAGAAUGCUUUACUUAUAUUUCUCGAUCAAUAUGAAGUUGUCUUACGGUGGAUACAAUGAUGCAGAAUAACCUACAAAUACGAGCUUGAAAUAGUGCAUGAUUACAUUAAAAAGGAAUGUAGUGCAUGACCACAAAAGUAUCCUGAUGGAGAAAAUAAGAUACAUUGAUUACAUAAAAGCAAAAAAACAAGAAACAAGAAAAUCUAAACUCGCGUCGUUAUAUCUGUACAUAACGAACAAUGAAGAAUAUAUCCUAAUAUAAAGGAUAUUGAAUAAAUAAGAUUAAAAUAAAAAUUAUCUUAUUAAAAUAGCUUUCGUAAUAGAGGGAGAAAAAUUGGUGUAUAUGUGUAACUGUGAUAUUUUGCAUAUGGUCAUGCGUGCAAAUACGCCCUGAAUAUUGUUAGCGUUGUGUGAAAAUAGACGUGAGAUGUCACAUGUAUUUAUUAAUGUUUUUUUAAUGAAUGGAUGGAAAGA
This is a messenger RNA of Penaeus vannamei (Pacific white shrimp), 1297 nucleotides long. RefSeq lists its product as uncharacterized. The record is from RefSeq and is a predicted model, not a curated record. Lineage: Eukaryota; Metazoa; Arthropoda; Malacostraca; Decapoda; Penaeidae.